Molecule: messenger RNA, 2905 nt
Organism: Ceratitis capitata (Mediterranean fruit fly)
Lineage: Eukaryota; Metazoa; Arthropoda; Insecta; Diptera; Tephritidae
Product: ras-interacting protein RIP3
Exons: 3
Coding region: 255-1835 (526 amino acids)
Cellular component (GO): extracellular matrix
Source: RefSeq, a predicted model, not a curated record
AAGCCAUCAAAAGUUUAAUUGCAUUCUUGGAUAACAGUUGGGUGUGCGUCUUGGUGACAAAGUGCCACUCAUUUGAUAAGUGAACGUGCAACAAAGUGUGUCGCAAAGGAUUGAUACUUGUACUAGAGUACAUCCUGUGCAAGUGUGAUAAGUGGAGAAAUACACAUAUACGAGUACAUUCAUAUAUACAAUAAAAGUAUUCCAUCCAAUUUCAAACAAUUUUCCAAGUGAACAAUAGAAAAACAAACAAAGGAAUGAUAAUGAAACGGUUUUACUAUCUGCUCUGCGUGUGCCUGUUUUCGUGCCAUGUUGUGCACGCCUCCUAUUCUCACCUCCAAGCGAUUGAUUUCUCGCAGCUGCAGCAGCAACAGAAAUCAUCAAUUACCCAACAACAGCAGCAGCAACAGCAACAGGAUCAGCAAUCACAAGAGCAAACCGACACCACCACCGAUUCGUCCGAAGACUAUGACAGCCACCCGCAGUAUAGCUUCGCUUAUGAUGUGCGCGAUACGUUGACCGGCGAUGAGAAGCAGCAGGAGGAGAAACGCGACGGAGAUCUAGUGCAAGGACAGUACUCCCUUGUCGAGCCCGAUGGCACACGCCGUGUUGUGGAAUACACCGCUGAUGAUAUAAAUGGCUUCAACGCCGUAGUCUCCAAGCAAUUAGUUGAUGAGCGCUCCCGUGCCUCCGCCUCUGCCUCCGCCACUGCCUCCUCUUCGCGCUACAACAGUUAUGAGGCGCUACAAUCCCAAAUUCAAACUCAAGCCAUUGCUGAAGCUCAGGCCCAGGCUGCCUCGUAUGCUGAGGCACAAGCGAUCGCCGAAGCUCAACUCCAAGCUCAGGCCAAGGCGCACGCGGAAGCUAUGGCACAGGUACAAAGCGAAGCGGAGUUGCAAGCGCGCAUACAGGCCGAGACACAGGCACGCGCUCAGGCACAACAAUUGAUGGAACAGUUCCAGCAGCAGUACAAGCAACAACAACAACAGCAGCAGGAGCAACAAGAGCAAUUGGCACAACUGCAACAGCAGCAACAACAACAGCGUCAGCAGCAACAACUACGUUCACAAGCACAACAAUCCCAGGAACGUCUCACCAACGAACAAGCCCUACUGCUCUCACAGUCACUGCCCUCACGCACGCUCGGCCACAGCUUGCACGCCACUGUCGUCUCACAUCCGCCCACAAUACUCUCACGUCCACCCACCGGCAGCGUUUACGCCCAACAGCGCGACAUUACAACGCUGAAAGAGUUGCGCGACGGCAACGCGCGCCAAAUUAUCGAACGCACUAACCUGCCGCAAAUUGUCAUUACCCAACCCGCCAGCGCUACGGUACAAGCUCAAGUCAUACACUCGCCACUGCUUUUAGAUGGCAGCGCUGGCACGACCGGCAUGCGCAGCGUCAUCUCGACGAAAAUCACCAAUGCCAGCGGUAAUAGCGGACGCAGCAGCAGCAGCAUAUCGCUACGUGGCGACGGCGGCCGCUUGACUACCACCGACCAACUGCUCAACCAGCUCGACAAUGACGAUGACGACACACUGACGCGCACCAGCUUGCGUCUACUAAGUGGCACCGGCGGCAGCAGCAGCGGUAGUAGCAUUAAGGGACGCAUUGGUGGUACUGGCACUGGCAGUGGUUUAGGCAGUAGCAGCGCCGGCAAUGGUAUCAGCAUUUUGGACAGCUCAAGCAGCGGCGGCUCGGAUGAGCGUGCCAGCGGUCGUGAUGAAAAUGCCUUACGCAGUAGCCUGCGGAACUCGAAUCGGCGCCUGCAGAACCUCUUCGCCAGCAGCGGCAGUGGCGCGAAUGGCGGCAGCAGUGGCAAAUCGACAUGGUAAACGAAACGAAAAACGACGAGAAAUUCACAAAAUAAAAAAUAUAUUUAAACUUCAAUGAAUAGUGCGAGAGAGUAGGACGAAAACGCUAACGAAUGAGUAGAAUAGUUAAUAAGGGAGAACGAAAUGCCAGAAAGCGUAUUAGGAGAUUAGUGUCGGCGACAGACCCCAGCUAACGUACAACGGACAAUGAUUUGACCAAGCCGCCAUUAGUAACGGCAUUAACAUAGUCUUAGGCUUUAGUUUUUAGUAAUUUUUUACAUCUUCUUCUCAAUAGUCUUACGACACUAACAAGUAUUUCACUUACUACUCAGUUCAACUUAGCUUUACACACAUACAUGCAUACAUAUGUAGUUGUAUUUUAUCGGGAUUUCGGGUGAACUUCGACUAUCGCUUUUUCUGCUUACGCUGCAAUGACGAUUGCACACCUUAAGACGCGCGCGCGUAACACUAACCCCGCUUACUAACAUACAUACUCGUACUUACAUACAUGCUUUAACUACGCUUUUUUGCAAGAACAUACGAACGUGAAUAAACCACUGGGAAUUAUAGUAUAUCCAUAUAUAUAUUUGUAAAGUUUUUUUAAAUAAUUUUUUAAUAUUCUUCAACAAUUAUAUUCCUUCUAAAUAGCUACUUAACACUAUUAUAUACUUAGUGAUUGACACUAAGUUGAUGUUUCAACUCUCUUUGUACAAUAUUCUCUUAUUUUAGAUCUUCUUUGUACAAUAUUUAUUAACACUUAACUCAGUGAACUUAAUUAAUUUUCUAAUGAAUAAUUUGUUGUUUAUCUAAGCUUUCUUAUUGUAUUUUCCUCAUAUGGUUAACUUAAAUUGCUCUUUGUGUAGUUUUUUCCACAAUCAUUGUUCUUCUUUUACACUCUUCUUCGUGUUGACUUUAUGUGACUAACAAAGCUUUAACUAAUUUACGCUCACUAACCAAUAUUGCAUUUUUCUAUUCAACAUGUUCUCACAUUUUAAGAAUUUAGUUAUCUAAGCGCAACUUGCAAUUUUUCAAUGGCAUACAAAAAACCAAAAAAAAAAAAAUUAAUAAAUGAUUUUAUAUUUCAUAAGUUU